Messenger RNA from Limulus polyphemus (Atlantic horseshoe crab), 681 nucleotides. RefSeq names its product E3 ubiquitin-protein ligase SH3RF1-like. Bases 196 to 681 code for a protein of 161 amino acids. The transcript is spliced from 3 exons. Lineage: Eukaryota; Metazoa; Arthropoda; Merostomata; Xiphosura; Limulidae. The record is from RefSeq and is a predicted model, not a curated record.
UAAAGCCUCAUACUUCCAAAACGACAAUACUACCUUCGCUUUUCAAUUUUCUCAUCUCUGUGUGUGUGGAGACUGUUUGUGUUACUAAGGCAAGUAAGAGUAGGCUUAUUUUGUGAGCUGUAACAACUAAGUACAUAUGAAACAGACUAUAAACCAAGAUGUCUAGCACAGAUUAUACACUAGCCAAGAGCUGACAUGGAUGAGUCUUUUCUGAAUGACCUUUUGGAGUGCUCUGUGUGUUUUGAACAACUUGAUGUCACCAGUAAAGUAUUACCUUGCCAACAUACUUUUUGUAAACGAUGUCUGGAGGAAAUAGUUACUUCUCAUAAGGAACUACGCUGCCCUGAAUGUCGAGUGUUGGUAGAGACACAGGUAGAUGACCUACCUGCUAAUAUCCUGCUUGUGAGACUGCUGGAAGGUCUAAGAAACAACUCUCGGCCCAGUAAAACUAAUAUUUUAGGAAGUGAAGAUCAGGAUCAAAAACAAACUACUCCUCAGCAUGUAGCUUCUGCUGGGCUCAAAACAACAGCAGCAUUAACUGCCCCUCUUCCACCUUCAGUGUGGCAGUUUGCAGCAAGAAGUGGAGGAGAAGCAAGAAUUCUUCCCAGACAGGUCCCUAUCAGUUAUCAUGUACCAUGUGCCAAAGCAAUUCAUUCCUAUGAAUCUAAAGAACCAAGGUGA